Messenger RNA from Cotesia glomerata, 1756 nucleotides. RefSeq lists its product as uncharacterized. Gene Ontology annotation, molecular function: oxidoreductase activity. The record is from RefSeq and is a predicted model, not a curated record. The transcript is spliced from 4 exons. The coding region runs from base 661 to 1752 and encodes 363 amino acids. NCBI's taxonomy places the organism in Eukaryota, Metazoa, Arthropoda, Insecta, Hymenoptera, Braconidae.
GUUAAAUCACGUGUUCAUGAUCAUUUGUCAUUUUCAAUUAUAAACGGUGAAAAGACAUAUGACUUUAGCACAUAUUCGGUGUUAAAGAAGAAAACAAAAAAGUUUUAUUAUGGAUUCUGUAUGAACUUUACUUCGUAAUCGACUGGUUUUUUUUUUAUUUUAAUAAUGCUGAUCCAAGUGAAAAAAUGAAUACAAUAUGACAUUGAGAUAAAAGAAUUAAAUUAGCUGAAACAGGAUUUUUGUAAGAGCUAAGAGUUAAGAAGGGAGACCGCAAUACCUUUCUCCGGAGAUGUGGCUGACCGACAUAUUGCGUUCUUUGCCCUUCCAUCCUGACUAGAGGUAAGAAGAAAAAGAGAAAGAGCGUCAGCCAAGCAAGAAGCAGGAGUUUAAGUCAUUUGAUUUGCUAGGUGAGAGAAAAGUCUUCUCCGUUCUUGCUAUGAGUACCGUCGUAUCUCCUGUAUUACUUCAUUGUCUUCAUUAUGUUUCUUGCGAUUUUCUUUAUCAGCCUUACGUGAACACGCGCUACCGCGGUCUUUUAUAUUUUCCGCUAUAACAGUCAACGGGGCCAGUUUAUAGUAGAUAUUCUCGUGAAUAGCUGUGUAUACUAGUCACUCAGGGUACCAUCAAAAUAUUAUUGGUGUUUUUUACUUAUAAAACACGAUGAAGUUUCAAAAAAUUAUCUGUGAUAGUUAUGUACUCCAGAAAUCUGAAGAAUUCGAGCAAACAGAGUACGAUGCAGUUGAAAAAAGACUUCAAUUACUCUUAAAAGAAGGAUCUAAAACUCCUGCUGAUUUUGAUGAAUCAGAAAUGACUUUGCCUGAUUAUUACGAUCCAGUCAAGUUUCGUUUGGGUCAGAAUGUCUUUAGAAAAAAUAUUUUUACUAUGAUGAUUGCUAAAUUAUCCGGAUUGCUACUUCUUCUUACGGUCCCGUCAAUUCUUGAUAUUUUAAAAUUUACGAAACAAAGCGGUAAUCCAUGUACUGCCUUUCGUAGAUACGCUGCGACUAUUCUUCAUACAUGCAUCUGGUAUAAAAAUUCACCGGAUGAGGAUAGUGAAUUAUUUGUAUCCUUGAAAAAUGUCCGUAAAAAGCACUGUAUUGCUUCUAAACGUAGCUGUGAAGCUGGAAUAGGUCGAAUUUCACAACUUGAUAUGGCUCUUACUCAAUUUGGUUUUAUGGGUUUCACUCUAUUAUGUGCAGAUUAUUUAGGAGUUGCUACCAACGAUGAAGAACUCGAUGGUCUUCUUCAUUUUUGGCGUGUCAUUGGACGAACGUUGGGUACAGAAGAAAGAUUCAAUCUUUGCAAUGGAACUGUAAAAGAAAGUAAAGCACUUUGUCGGAGAUUAUUGGAAGAAAUUUUCGUUCCUUAUUAUACUAAAAAAUCAAAAGAUUUCGAAGAAAUGAGUAAUGCUCUUUUAGAAGGAUUAUGGCCGAUAAAUCCGUUUGUAAAUAAUAAAUCGUUCAGAAUAUUUACAUGCCAUCUGAUAGCCUCAGCUAUACCAAAUAAUAAUCACUCACUAGAUAUUGAUGACACAUCGUUGUCAUUGUACAGUAAAAUAAUAUUGUAUCUUCAGCUUUUUGUUCAUAAACAUUUAUUGCCAGUACAUUACUGGUGGUCAAGUAUUUUUCGCGCUCAUUUUAAUAAUCAAAUGAAAAUAGGCUUUUAUCUUACGGAGAAAUUUCCAUUUUUAGCCUAUAUACUUUACGGACGAAAACGAUCAUAUUUUAAUAUUUAUAAAUUUCAUUUUGAUUAAAAUA